Messenger RNA from Notolabrus celidotus (New Zealand spotty), 1954 nucleotides. RefSeq names its product RIO kinase 2 (yeast) (gene riok2). The record is from RefSeq and is a predicted model, not a curated record. Bases 139 to 1686 code for a protein of 515 amino acids. NCBI's taxonomy places the organism in Eukaryota, Metazoa, Chordata, Actinopteri, Labriformes, Labridae. The transcript is spliced from 10 exons. Gene Ontology annotation, biological process: protein phosphorylation; maturation of SSU-rRNA. Gene Ontology annotation, cellular component: cytosol; preribosome, small subunit precursor; nucleus. Gene Ontology annotation, molecular function: ATP binding; protein serine/threonine kinase activity.
GGAACUAUCUUCACGUGACGUAUUUCCGGUUCCCUACUUCCGCCUUACACAUGUGUUUAUAAAAAUGUGGAUAUCUGAGCUGUUUAAGUAAAACUACUAUUGUUCUUAAAUCGAUCACUGUUUGAGUUUGGUGGAACUAUGGGUAAGCUGAAUGUCGUGGUGUUGAGAUACUUAUCUCGAGAAGACUUCCGAGUCCUCACAGCGGUUGAAAUGGGGAUGAAGAACCACGAGAUCGUUCCAGUGAGUCUCCUGUCCUCCAUUGCCAGCCUCAAACAUGGCGGCUGCAACAAGAUCCUCAGAGAGCUUGUCAAACACAAACUGGUGGCCUAUGAACGCAGCAAAUCUGUGCAGGGCUACAGGUUGAACAACGGAGGAUAUGACUACCUGGCUCUGAAGACCAUGUGUUCACGAGAAGUGAUUAUUUCAGUUGGCAACCAGAUGGGCGUAGGUAAAGAGUCAGAUAUUUAUAUUGUGGCGAGUCCAAAUGGAGAGCAGUAUGCUUUAAAGCUUCACAGAUUGGGUCGUACCUCCUUCAGGAACUUGAAAAACAAGAGAGAUUAUCACAAACACAGGAAGAACAUGUCCUGGCUUUACCUCUCCCGCCUUUCUGCCAUGAAGGAGUUUGCCUACAUGAAGGCAUUGUAUGAUCGGGGCUUUCCUGUCCCCAAACCUGUGGACUAUAACCGACAUGCUGUGGUGAUGGAGCUCAUCAAUGGAUAUCCACUGUGUCAGGUGCAUGAGCUGCAGGAUCCCCCAGCCUUGUACAAUGAGUUUAUGGAGCUUAUCGUCAAACUGGCUAAUCACGGCCUGAUUCACGGGGACUUCAACGAGUUUAACCUCAUGUUGGACGACCAGGACCACAUAACUAUGAUUGACUUCCCUCAGAUGGUGUCCACCUCACAUGCCAAUGCAGAAUGGUACUUUGAUAGAGAUGUCAAAUGUAUCAGAGAUUUCUUUGCAAAACGAUACAACUAUGAGAGCGAGCUCUUCCCAACGUUCAAAGAUAUCAGGCGGUCUUGUUCUCUCGAUGUCGAAGUUUCAGCCAGCGGCUUCACCAAAGAUAUGGAGAGAGAUGGUGCGUUGCUACAUCCAGCAGGACCUGAGGAGGAUGAAGAUGAUGAAGAGGAGUGUGAUGACGAAGACACAACAGACGAGGAAGUAGAAAAAGAAGACGAAAAUGUGGACCUGGAAGAAUAUAAACAUGCAAUGCUGGAACUGGAAGGCCUUAAAGUCAGUGACAAAAAGACGGAAACACAAAUCGAGGACAGUGAUGCUGAAAAGGUGGAGGGUCAAAAAGAGAGUGAAACAAAGCCUACUGCUAAGAGUGAUGAGGAGACAGAGAGGGACGAAGAAGGAGAGCUGAAUGAGGCAGAUGAUGAGUGUCCAGAACUUUCUUCUGCCAACAAGGAGUUCAAGCCCUUCAGAGACUCAGACAGUCUUCUACACAUGGCAGACCAUAUCAGGAAGAGGACAGACAGUGAGGCCACAAUGGGCAGCAUAGGGAGCUGCUCAACCAUUCCACCAGAGGUGGUCCGUCAGAAGGUGCGGAGGCAGCUCACCAGCCACCAGAAGGCAGCACAGAGACGACGUCUGCAGAAGGGAGAAGCCAACUUGGUCACCAAAUCAAGGAGAGAGAACCAAAGCAACAUCAAGUCUAGUUUGGAGGGUGCCUCAUUCUGGGGAUAAAUUUGGCUGCUAUGAUGGACAGAUGUAAUUCAUGCCAACAUGUCUUUUGUCUGAGAAGCUUAAAUACAUGAUGGUUGAUGUAAAUACUCAGCAGCUGUGCAACAACUCAGCUGCCGUUUGCUGUCAUAAAAAUUUACAAGAAUGACAGAGCUUUGAACUUUUUUCCAAUUGAACUGCAGUGAAUUAUCAUGUUUGUACCACAAUCUAAUGUAAAUAUCAACUACCUGUCAUAAUGAAGAGUUAUUGGUAAUUAAACCAUCAAAACAUA